AGCUUGGGCUUCGGUAGGCGUUUAUUUACGUUGCAUGUUUUUAUAUGCGGUGUAGUUCGUAACAUUUGUCGUUAAUUUUAAUUCGUGCAAUCAAAUCCGCCAGUGAAAACCACAAUGACAACACUCAACAGUACACCGCUCCGUAAAUCGGAAGCUUCGCGCGUUUUUCAAACACCACAAUCCGUCGUCAGAGAGCCCGCUAACGACGAUGAAGCGGAACGACGAAUCCGUCGCUCGGAGGCUACGUUGGAUGUUAGCGCGAGCUCAGGAAACUCCGCCAUAGCAGCAGACAACGAAAACAUAAAGAUGUGCUUGAAGCUCUACUCAGACAAUAAACUGAGCAAAGAAAAUGCCUGGUCGCUUACGAUCAUCGACAGCUUCGCGAAGCUGAUGUCGCGCCACUCGAAGACCCGCAUGCAAAACUUCCAGGUUGCUGGCUCGACGUUGGAAGCCUCGACGAAAGUGUACGGUCUGCGCGUCGAUUCCGUCCACACGGACGUGAUGCGCAUGUGCUCGGAGUUGACGCGCCAAACGGCACGCGCCUUGACCAACAAAGCCACCGACCAGGACGAGGAGCAGGAUGGCGCCGACAACGACAACGAUCAGUCGAUUGCGGACGGUGCCGAUGGGGUGGACAAGGAAAACAGUCAGGCGAAUGUGCAGCAACCGAAAGCGAAAAAGAAACGGGCCAGAAAGUUGGUCAGUACGGUGACGAAAACGAAAGAAUCCAUCAACGCCGCACUAGACACGAACCCGUUCACCGAUCCGUUCUUUGCGAAGCUCAACUCGGUCGUGGGUGAUGUGAAUAGUUCCAGCCGCUUAAUGCAGAACAUUGUGCCAACGAAGAACUCCGAGUUGCGCCUGCGAAUGAACUAUUCGUUUUGGGAUAGUUCGGAGCCGCCACAGCUUAACCUUGGGGACGAACCGGAGACGUACGGUGAAGAUGAAACAUGCACGAUGCAUGUGCUUCCCAUCGGCUCGGAAAACCCAUUGCACACGCUCCGCUCCGGAUACGUCAUAACGGAUGCUCCGGCCGAGGACGACGAGGAUGACGAAGAGCCACGGGGGAACCAGUCGACAUGGGACCAACAGAUGGAGGACAUGGAGGCUCGUAACGUCGACGCAUCGCUGAUGAACCGCUCCGCCCUGGAUGUACACUUUGACAUUAACGCCGAAGUGGAACCGGUACCGACGGGAGAUGCGUUCAUUAUUGACUACGACGCCAAGGAUAUCGACGGCAACGAUGAAUUCGCCGAGGACGACGAGCUGGCGCUAGAGCAAUGCAAGGGAUUGAUGCGCAAGACGGUUCUGAUUGAGGAUAUGCGACCGGUGGACACGAACUGCUCGCAGCUAGAGUACUCCUACCGACCGCUGGACAACAUCUCCCAGUUCUGGGCCGGUCCAGCGCACUGGAAGUUCAAACGAUCGAUGCGUCCGCGCACAACCAUGAUGCAAUCGGGCACGGAAAGCGAACUGACAGCGACGAAGGACAAACCGAAACAGCGUACUGGGCGGCGGAAGAAAGCGUUCGAGCAGGACACACUGGACGAUGUACUGAGCGUAAACGACGCGCUGUUCGUGGAGUACAACCCGAGUCGGCCGGUCAAAGGCAUCACGACGCUGAAGAGUUCGAUCUGCAAAAAGUGGGACGCGAAGAAGCUGAAGCUCCCGACGGACUACAAUCUCGAUCGGGACCGGUUCGACGUGUGGCAGUAUGCGCGCGGAUUAACCAUCCGCGAUAAUGGCGUGGUGGGAGUGAUGGAGCAUUCGCCCUCGGAGGGUUACAAUACCGGUGAUGAUCAGAUUUCGUGCAGCGCCGAUAUGAACGAUGCACCCGAUAAUGAUAUGGACAUUGAACAGGAUAGUCCGUUCCUGCCACUCCCUAACGAUGUGUCUCAGAUGCCACAAACGGGAAUAGAGGAAGUUAAUAAACUUAACGCCACGGUCGAUGCAAUUUCCACCGAGUACAAGGGUGCCCCGGAUAAGGUCCACAAGAUCAACAUUGCGUACGCGAAGACCGCCAAGGUGAUCGACAUGAAGCAGCUCAAGUUUAACUGCUGGCGACUGAUCAAUGCGCAGCUGCAAGCGGAACAGACCGUCAUACCACCGACGCAAACGGCCUCCCAGCCGGAAGUGCCACUGAUGCCGACGCAGAGCGACCAAGGUCAGAUCAACUUCAACACGCUGUACCGCAAGGUGCCGCUCCUUCUCAGCAAAACGAUGAGCGAAAACGUCACGAAAUCGCUCGCCUUCUACGCCGUGCUGCAUCUCGCGAACGAAAAAUCGCUCUCGCUCGAGCGGCAAGAGGACCUGACGGACUUUAACAUUAAGCUGGCGGACCUGUAGCGACGCUGGUAGUAAAUAACAACUGCAUGAACGUGGUUCACCAUCGAAUAGAAGUAAAGGAUAAGCUCUGGAGCGCGCUUUUACGCUCGCAGGGUUUGUUUCUUGUUUCCUACAUACAAGUCGAAUAUUAUAACUCGUAGAGUGUGGAUUCUGUGUGACCCCUCAUCAGACAUAGUCGCGUCUUUUGCUUCCGCGAAAAGGCCCAUAGACAUAUGUGUGAUUUUUCUUUUAUAAAUCGUUUUGCUUUUUUUCCUCUGCCCAAUGAAUACGCCAGCAAUGGAAGUUUAGAAUAAAUUUAUAUCUGUACAGUGAAA
This is a messenger RNA of Anopheles coustani, 2660 nucleotides long. It is a transcript of the gene barr, whose product is annotated as condensin complex subunit 2. Gene Ontology annotation, molecular function: chromatin binding. The coding region runs from base 115 to 2346 and encodes 743 amino acids. The record is from RefSeq and is a predicted model, not a curated record. Gene Ontology annotation, biological process: mitotic chromosome condensation. Gene Ontology annotation, cellular component: condensin complex. NCBI's taxonomy places the organism in Eukaryota, Metazoa, Arthropoda, Insecta, Diptera, Culicidae. The transcript has 5 exons.